Molecule: messenger RNA, 1716 nt
Organism: Bombus impatiens (common eastern bumble bee)
Lineage: Eukaryota; Metazoa; Arthropoda; Insecta; Hymenoptera; Apidae
Exons: 8
Coding region: 1-1716 (571 amino acids)
Biological process (GO): sensory perception of smell; detection of chemical stimulus involved in sensory perception of smell
Cellular component (GO): plasma membrane
Molecular function (GO): olfactory receptor activity; odorant binding
Source: RefSeq, a predicted model, not a curated record
AUGAUUAAUUGCUAUUUACAUACACAGUUACUGGCCGUACAACAAAUUGGCGCGAGCUAUAUAUGCCCCGACAACUUCUUAUGCGUGCUAAAUCUACACGUGGUCUACCAAUUUCGUAUGCUGCAGAACACGUUAGUGAAUCUAUGGUCGAACAUCGACGAGCGAACAGAUAUCGUCGAGUACUCGAACGAAUGCUACGUAAUGUUGAAAAAAUGCAUCCGAAAACAUCAAUCGUUGAUCGAAUUCAGCGCUAAACUCGACGACAUUUACACACUGCCGAUCCUCAGCCACAUGGUUAUCUUUAGCGUGCUGAUGUGUUUCGACACGUACGAGGUCAUUCUGGCGGACGUAUCUCCCGGGACACGACUCAUUUUCUUCUUCCACAUGAUCGGCAGUUUUACCCACAUCAUUUUUUUCACGUAUAUCUGCAAUGGUUUAGUAGAGGAAAGCACGAAUAUUAGCACGGCAUCGUAUUCAGGAUGGUGGAUGAUUCUUCCAAUGACCGAAACAGGCAGGAAGAUACGGAAGGAUACGAGGAUAAUGAUCAUGAAAUCGAUGCGACCGUGUUAUCUGUCCGCCGGAGGAUUCUUUCCCGUCACUUUGGAAACAUCUACCGCGGUAUGCAGCAAUUUCUUUCUUUUAAUUCCAUUUACUCUAAAAAUACCACAUCUUGCAAUCCGGUACGAUAUUUUUCUAAUGAAAAUCGUAGGUCUGUGGCUAGCGGCGAAUCGAAAUGAACAACGUCGCAGAGAUUUCGCGCUUAUCUACACGGUCGGAGCGCUUUUCAUCAGUAUAUGUAUCGCGAUCAGAGAUAUCUAUCAUACUUGGGGAAAUUUUAGCAAAAAUUUCUGGCGUCCGUAUUACGAUCCACAAGAAAUACUAAUUGUAGCUGAUUGCAAACGAAUAUGCAACAUUUUCAUUAUUCUUAUGAUCUUUUGUACCCAAGGCACUUGUGCCGGUUACAUGGUAACACCGCUUAUAGCAAAUAUAGGAAGAAACGAAUCUGACAGAAUACUACCGUUCAAUUUGUGGGUCGACUUUCCUGUAGGAACGUCCCCUUACUUUGAAAUACUAUUUACUAUACAGAUACUCUGUGUGUACCAUGUCGGUGUGUGUUACAUUUGCUUCGACAAUUUGUUAUGCAUCGUUAAUCUUCACGUGGCCAGCCAAUUUCGCAUAUUACAGCAUAGGCUGAGAAGCAUAGAUAACGCGACGGAGAAUCAGAUAGAAGAAUACGAAUCGGAUGCAAGAUUAUCGUAUUAUACAAAUAUGUGUUGCACAAAGUUGAGAAAUUGCGUACAACAGCAUCAAAUGCUUAUCGAAUAUUGCAAAAAGUUGGAAAAUAUCUUUACGUUGAUCGUGCUUGCCCAGGUGGACACACCUACCUCAAAAAAGGCCAGUUUGGUAUUGAAUUUGUGUGGCGUUCUGUGUCAACUGUUAAUGUUCACGUAUAGUUGCGAUGAUUUGAUGCGGCAAAGUGUCAAUGUCGGCAAUGCUUCAUUCUCAGGACCAUGGCCAAUCCUUCCAAUGAACGAAGCUGGUGCCACUGUGCGAAAAGAUUUGCUAAUUAUUAUCAUGCGAUCGCACAAGAUUUGCUGUAUAACAGCUGGAAAAUUUUUUCCUGUUUCGCUGCAGACGUUUACCGGGGUUCUCAGUACGGCAAUGUCAUAUUUCACUCUGCUAAGGAAUACAUCUCUGGAUGCAACAAAUUCAUAA